This is a messenger RNA of Pseudophryne corroboree (corroboree frog), 5426 nucleotides long. RefSeq names its product collagen alpha-1(XII) chain-like. The transcript has 15 exons. The coding region runs from base 273 to 3980 and encodes 1235 amino acids. NCBI's taxonomy places the organism in Eukaryota, Metazoa, Chordata, Amphibia, Anura, Myobatrachidae. The record is from RefSeq and is a predicted model, not a curated record. Gene Ontology annotation, molecular function: protein binding.
UCCUUACUCAGUAGUGUAACACGUCCGGGCAGAAUAAGCCACUACUUUGAAUGAGUUCACAGCUUGUUACUGCAGAAACUCCCCUGCCAUAGUUACUGGGGGACCUGCUUCCCAACCACAGCUCCUGGGCAGGAGGUGGAAUCACUGACACUGAGGAAAUAAGCCUGGAAGACCCCCCAAAGAUGCGAAAAUCAGAAGACGGAGACUCUGAUGUCCCCUACUAAUGAAUAUGCCUGAUCUGAAGACGUUUUGGUUCUAGAAAUAAGUUCCCCAUGCUGCACUCUGAUAUGUUUGUCUUCCUAGUACUCUAUCUGCACUCUCUUCCAUUGCCUGCCUCAGGACAGACUAUACCCAAAACAGAUCAUUCCAACUUUGUCCCAGACUCUGAAGGUGACCUGCUCUUUCUACUGGACAGUUCAGGAAGUAUCACUUAUGAUGAGUUUUCCAAAGUCAAGGAGUUUAUUGGGGACCUCCUCCACCCAUUCAAAUUUGGUCCACAUGACGUACAAGCUAGUGUUGUGCAGAUCAGCACAAACCCUACUUUGGAAUUUCCCCUCAAUCAAUAUAGGUCCAGUAACGAUGUCCAAAAGGCUAUUCAGAACAUAAAACAGAAUAUGGGGGAUACAAACACAGGCAAAGCACUUGAGUAUGCGAAAAAGAACCUAAAUACCGAAAAGUUUGGUUCUAGGGCUGAUGUCCCAAAAGUCUUGGUGUGGAUGACUGAUGGACUAUCUACUGAUGACAUAUCCCGGCCGAUUCAGCUUCUCAAGGACAUGGGUGUUUCAGUAUUUAUUGUUUGCACAACAGGUCGAGGAAACUACCAGGUUCUAUCCACAGCUGCCAGUCAACCAGAUGAGAAAUACCUAAAGUUUGUAGACAAGGAUGACCUUGGCCUCAUUACAAAGGAUCUACGGGACUCUAUAAUUGAAUUGAUCCAAGCAAAAAGACUACAGGCUCUGGAUAUAACACAUACAAGUUUUCGGUUGACCUGGCCAAGGCUACUAUCCAGAGAUACAGGACAUUAUGUAUUGGAAUAUGCACCUGUAGCCGAUCCAAGGAUGAAGUUACAGCACACCUUGCUGGGAGAUGAAACCAGUUUUGUUCUCAGGGACUUGACUUCAAAUACCACUUAUCAGGUUACAUUGGUCCCUGAAUCUAAUAUUGACUAUGUCCACCCUCAGACCAUCAAUGUCUCUACUCUUCAAGAUCUAAAGGAAGAAAGAAGUCUGGAGGUUUUCGAUAUAACAACUACAGGUUUUCAGCUGGCUUGGUCUAGGCUGUCUGGAGAUACCGGGAAUUAUGUUUUGGAGUACACACCUGUGUCUGAUCCAACAGGAAAGUUGCUGAAGACGUUGUCUAGAGAUGAGACCAGUGUGGUACUCAGUGCUUUAACUCCGAACACCACCUACCAGGUCAUACUUAUCUCUGACUCCAAUGAUCCGUAUGUCCAACCUGAAAUAAUUCAGGUUUCCACCCUCCCUGAUCUGAUCCAAGCAAGAAAUCUGCAGGUUCUGAAUAUUACGGCAACAAGUUUUAAUGUAACCUGGUUAAAGUUAACAGGAGACACAGGGCGCUACUUCCUGGAUUAUGCUCCAGUAUCAGAUCCAUGGAGAAAGCUAAGGAAGACUUUUUAUGGAGAUCAGAAUAAUGGGAUUAGCGGAUUGACACCAAAUACAGCCUAUCAGGUCACAUUUAUCCCAGAAUCCAGUUUGCAAUCAAUACAGUCACAGACUAUACAGGUCUCCACGCUACCAGAUCUGACCCAAACAAGAAAUCUUCAGGUUGUGAAUAUUACAGAAACAAGUUUUAAUUUAACCUGGUUAAAGGUAACCGGAGAUACUGGGCGCUACUUCCUGGUUUACGCUUCAGUAUCUGAUCCAAGGACAGAGUUCAGAAAGACAUUGUAUGGAGAUCAGACCAGUGUGGGGAUUAGCAACCUAAAACCAAAUACCACCUAUCUGGUCACAUUCAACCCUGAAUCCAGUUUGCAGUCUACACAGUCACAGAGUAUCCGGGUGUCUACCCUACCAGAUUUGAUCCAAGCAAGAAAUCUGCAGUUUCUGAAUAUUACGGCAACAAGUUUUAAUUUAACCUGGUUAAAGUUAACAGGAGACACAGGGCGCUACUUCAUGGAUUAUGCUCCAGUAUCAGAUCCAUGGAGAAAGCUAAGGAAGACUUUUUAUGGAGAUCAGAGUAAUGGGAUUAGCGGAUUGACACCAAAUACAGCCUAUCAGGUCACAUUUAUCCCAGAAUCCAGUUUGCAAUUUAUACAGUCACAGACUAUACAGGUCUCCACGAUAACAGAUCUGACCCAAACAAGAAAUCUUCAGGUUGUGAAUAUUACAGAAACAAGUUUUAAUUUAACCUGGUUAAAGGUAACCGGAGAUACUGGGCGCUACUUCCUGGUUUACGCUUCAGUAUCUGAUCCAAGGACAGAGUUCAGAAAGACAUUGUAUGGAGAUCAGACCAGUGUGGGGAUUAGCAACCUAAAACCAAAUACCACCUAUCUGGUCACAUUUAACCCUGAAUCCAGUUUGCAGUCUACACAGUCACAGAGUAUCCGGGUGUCUACCCUACCAGACCUGAUCCAAUCAAGAAAUCUUCAUGUUCUGAAUAUAACCACAAGGAGUUUCCACAUAGCCUGGUCACCAUUAUCAGGAGAUACAGGACGUUAUACUCUGAAUUUCGUAUUUGCUUAUAAACCAGGGGUAGUAUCACAGAUGACGUUGUAUGGUGAGACCAGUGCGGUGAUUGGAAACUUAACACCGAAUACCACCUACCAGAUCACUUUUACCCCUGAAUCCAAUCUGCAGCUUAUUCAGUCACAGACUACCCAGAUCUCUACCCUCCCAGAACCCAUCCAAGGAAGAAAUUUGCAGGCUCAGGAUAUAACAAGUACAAGUUUUCUUCUAACCUGGUCAAGGUUGCCUACAGACGAAGGGCUUUAUGUUUUGGAAUAUGUGCCCAUUUCUGAUCCAAGGGCAGAACAGAGGACUUUGUAUGGAGAUGAAACCAAUUUGAUUAUAAGCGGCUUAAGAUCAAACACCACCUAUCAGGUCACGCUGUUCCCACAAUACAGUACGCAGCAUGUUCAACCUGAAGUCCUCCAUGUGUCCACUGUGACGGAACGACAGCAAACAAGAAAUGUACAUGUUCGGGACAGAACGGCUACAAGCUUCCAGCUGGCCUGGGUGAGGCUGCUGGGAGAUAAAGGACCUUAUAUUUUAGAGUUUGCAAAGGUUUCUGAUCCAAACCGGAAGCAUAGAAAGUCUGUGGAUCAGACUAGUAUGAUACUUAGCAAUUUAAACCCAAAUACUCAAUACCAGGCCACAGUAUUUUCUGAGUCCAAUGUCCAAUAUGUUCCACCACAGACCAUCCAGAUCUCAACACUUCCAGAACAAAUUUGGCCAGCUCAGAUUUUGAUAUCUGACCCAAGUGCGCACAGUUUCCGCGUGACAUGGGGUCCCAGCCUUGACAGUAUUGCCGGUUAUGAAAUUCAGUAUGGACCAAUCCCCAGCAAUGCAGUACAGAACAUACAAGUUGAUGGCAGAGUGAAUAGCACUGUUCUGGAAGAUCUGAAAUCCAAUACAACGUACUUGGUUACAGUGGCUGCCAUAUUUAAAUCUGGUGGGGAAAAAGCAUUGUCAGCCAUAGCAUGCACAGGAAAUAAUGACACAAAAGUGAAGUACCUUAGUUUUGAAGAUCUAGGUGCGAGCAGCCUGAAGGCCACUUGGGCCUCUGCAGAUGGAGAAGUACAGGGCUACAGAGUAAGGUGCCGAAGACAAGCAGGCCGUUCCUCAGUAAUCAGUGUGGCUCCACAAACUCACAGUAUACAUUUGACAGAUAUACAAGAAGGGACCACAAACAAGAUCUGUGUUAAGCCAAUUUAUCAGAAUGGCACUGGGAGAAGUCUCUGCAGAACCGUACAGAAACAGCCAGGAACGUCUGCAAACCGUUAUUUGACAAUGCGGGCCCAGUAAAGACACUUUCUAAGAACACAGCAAUGACCAUCAUGGCUAGAGUUCAGAGAAGAGCUAGAUGACUGCAAACUCUUCUAUAGAAUAAGAAAUGCUACUAUGCCAUUGGGACUUUUCUGUGAAUGUGAGACAGCCGACAUUGUAGAGACAACAGUGGAAAGAGAGCUUGAGCAUAAGAACAGAUGGACCCUAAUAACCUGCAGCAUACAUGGCAUUAGUGAAACACACUCCUGAUGACUGCACUCAGCCUGUGUAUUUUAUUUAUAACCACUAACAUGACCAUUCCAUCUUCACACCGGAUAUAAAAAAUGACUGGGUGUCAAUGCAAAGAUAAUUAACUGCUAAAUGGACAUAUGACACGGACAAAGAAAAUGUUACAGUAGUUUGUGGUUCUAGAGAGAGCAAUGAAACUAAUGUUGUAUAUUUUAAUUAAUUCAUUAUAUGAGGACGCAAUCUGUUACAACAAAACAAUCUCUCCUGUGUAAAAUGAAAUUCUUCACAGGAGGACAAUAGUGAGAAAAUCCCCCCAGAAUGCGCAAUAACUAGAAACACUCCAUAGAGAGAAUAUGUAAAUACACACAUUUCUUUUUGUCAUAUCUGCAAACAUAAAGGAAAACUACACAAUUAUAUAAUAUUACAAAAUAAAAAAUAAAUCCUGUAUGAUUUAAUAAAAAGCUCUAAAUGGAAACCCACACUGGCCCAGCACUAAGCAUUCUGCCAGUCUGUCUUCACCUUGAUAAAACUUGGAAAGGGGCAGAGUCUCUAAACUUCAAAGUCCCAUGUUUUCCCUGCGUAUCUCCCAUGAGUAAUUUACUACAUCCUGACAGGGCUAUGAUACACAAAGAACACUUGCACCACCUCUACAUUAAGUAUUCUCUUACACAUGUGUGUCAAUGUAUGCCUUUAGUGUUCUAUGAAUAAUGACAAGUAUGUUCUCACAACAGAACUAUAAUAUGCUUGCUCUUUUGUCUUAACAGCGGUAUAUCUUUAGUUACAUCAAUUUUAGGCAAAAAGUUAUCAGUAUUACUUUUAUUACUAUUACUAUUUUCUUACUACAAUUAUUUUGUAGUUUUGGCUUUUAGGGGUGGAACUAGCAGUUGUGCAGCAGAUCCAUUGCACAAUGGCCUUUGGUGACUAAGGGGAAGAUGUACUAAGCAGUGAUAAAAGUGGAGAAGUGAGUCAGUGGAGUGCCCAUGUCAACCAAUCAGCAUUGACGUAACAUUUACAAUUUGAAUACUAUAAAAGUAUGCAGAGCAGCUGAUUGGUUGCCAUGGGCAACUUAUCCACUGGCUCACUUCUCCACUUUUAUCACUGCUUAGUACAUCUCCCCCUAAGGAUCAAGAGUUUUUCCCUAGCCCGUCACCUGACUAUUUUAAGCAAUGUCAUAUGACUGACCCAGCACAUUGGGGGUAAUUCUGAGUUGAUCGCAGCAGGAACUUUGUUAGCAGU